Acanthaster planci (crown-of-thorns starfish) is the source of this 4739-nucleotide messenger RNA. RefSeq lists its product as uncharacterized. Lineage: Eukaryota; Metazoa; Echinodermata; Asteroidea; Valvatida; Acanthasteridae. The record is from RefSeq and is a predicted model, not a curated record. Gene Ontology annotation, molecular function: protein binding.
GUGCAUACUGGGUACAUACAACAUGUGCUCUGAGUUCACCCAUCUUCUUACUCUAAAUUUAUGCAUGUUGACAUAACUUCCUGAAGUGUAUAAUUUGUAGUAUUAUUGGCCUGUGUGCGUGUAGCGUGUGCAUGUGUCACCGAUGCUGCCCACUGAUGCUGCCGUCAUUGAGUACACGGUGUCGAGUGUGAGCAGAGUUCGUGCAGUCACAGUUCCACGAAACAUCAUCUGUCUGGCUUGCACUGUACAUGUAGUAGUAAGAUUCAUGCUUCAUUUGUGCAAAGGUCUUGUUGGCAAACUGAUGCACACUUGUAGUCCACUGGUGAAGUGAGGAGGAUGGCUAACUGCAAAACACAGAAGUGUAUUCAGCUUACCGAAAGCAGCUCAGUGGACAUGUGCACAGUAUGAACAACUCUUUUGAUGCAAAAGACUGACAGAGUUUGUUUUAUCCGCCAUGGAAGAUCUACCGAUUGAGCGGGGCAUCUGUGCCUCCAGGGUCCGCUCUUACACAGAGGGAGCCAUCCAGCGUACUUGGAAGUCACGACCAGACCGCUUGCCAAGAGCCGGGAAGGGAACAGUGUACAAAUCGGUGUCGUCUGUACAGCUGAUAAAGAACAGCAGCAAUGAGGAAGAUGAGCCGUCACUGACUAGUCCGCUCUGCAAGUCGUGCGAUCAGUUUCAAGGAGGCAUCACCAACAGGCCACUGGGGAAGAAAUUCGUGUCAUCAGUCAACAUUGCGCUCGCUAAGCCCCAGCUGCCCCCAAAAUCAUUGCUUCCCCAUCAUGUCUGCCUAUCCUAUCCUCAAAAAGACUCACAAGACACUGGGUUGUCCACCGUCUUGCCAGUGUUGAAAAUGGGCAAUGGUGACCCUACUUCUGACAUAAAAACAGAAGCCAAGCUGCUCAACGAUUCAUCCAAUUCUGUAGCUGACAGUAAAGAGAAAGAACCUACAGGUUCUCACCAGGAUGAGAAUAAUCUUCCAUGGGAGGCCAGCGAGGAGUUCCCACACAUUCCUGUCCUGGUGAGAAUCAAGCAAUUUGAGAAGCAAACAGGAGCCCUCAACAACCGGAGUUUCUCCCCGCAACGAUGGAAGCGCAAAGGCAGACCAAACUGUAAGAAGUCCUUUGGAAGUGUGCAUAGCAGCCCACCACUGUCAAGACGCAGUUCAGUGGAGGAAAAAGUCAUGGUGCGAAAUUCGAGGAACUCUUCUCCAGCGAUUGUCCACCUGCAGAACGAGGUGGAGAAUCUGAACAAGUUUCAGGAUAGGGCUCAGGAAGAGCCACCUGAUAAUAAGACAUUUAAACCAGUUGCAGCAAUACCUGUGAGCCUUCCCACCAUCAUUGUCACUUCUCCGCAUGUGUCAGGUGAACAGGGAUCCACGACUCAGUCUGCAGGUGUUCAAGUGGACGCUAUUGAUGAGCUGGAAAGUGUAACUGUGCAAUGUAAUGUAUCUGAAGAAGCACAUUCUGUGGACAAGCCAGUCAUCAACAUAGCCGAGUCUGUUGAUAGUCUUCCAGAAAACGACCAAAGUGGUCCAUCAAGUACCAUCUGCCAGGAGACUGAGGUUGGGCAAGAAAGGACUCACUGUGACACUCAGGGAGACAUGUGCCAAAGUGAGCACUGUCAGGAAAGGAGAGUGAAUGAAUCAACUGAAGUCCUGUUAGAUUCUGAAAAAGUUUCCUCUCAGCCAAUUUGUGUAAGUGCUCGCUGCAACAAGACAGAGUAUGUUUGUGAUACCACUGCCAGUUCUCAUGUCGAAGACAUUGACUCUGCCGUAUCUGACAAAGACACUAAUGAGUGUGCAGUUUCCAAAUGUGACACAUCCGAGUUAGACUUAACCAGAAAUGGCCAGUCCUGUGAUUGCACUGCCACCGAUACAGAUAGUAGAGACCACCCUGAGAGUGUGCCUCAUGUUGAUACCUUUGCCUUGGAUCCUGUGAGUGAAAUUGGGAGAAACCUGGAGGAUGAUUCAACCGAAAGGAAAAUACAUCUGGCUAGUGUUGAAGCAACAAGCGCUUCUGAAGAACCUUCAGGGAAGCACUUGAAUGAUUCAUCCAGUGACUGUCAGCCUUUUCAACACUUACCCAUCCCAUGUGGUAGCACGGGAUUCCCAGAAGACCUGAGCCCGGAGCUUCAGAUCCUGUCGCCUGAGGAAGAGGUCCCAGAUGAUAUCCAGUGCAAUAUAUCGAACCCUCUACUACAGUGUGUGACUGCCCCAACCAACCGCUGCCAAUCAGAUGAAGGGCUACAGGAGCUCCACCGAAUUCAGCCACUGAUAGAUGAGAUAUUCAAGGUGGGAAAUGUCAUGGACACUGAUAUCUACAGCCAGCGCUGCAGCCAGCAGCUUGGAGAAUGUGGAUCCGAGUCCGAAGUAUUAGAGAUUGCUGUAGCAAGGGAUGGCUUGGCUCCCAGACGGCUUUCGGGAGAUAGCAGUCCCUGCCUGAGUGACUGCUACAGCAGUAGUGCCAGUGAUGAGGAGUCAUUAAUGUCCGAUGGAAUGACACCACUCGACUUCAGUAACAGUGCCAACAGUGAUUGCAGCAUCCGUAUCAGCCAAGAAGUCUCCAGGACGGAGGGCACAGACCUUCUGGUUUGCCAGGAAUCUACAUGUACUUCUCAAACGGAGGAGCCCUCUGACACCGAUUCUGGAGAAGAUACAGACGAUUCCCUGGCCUUAAUGAGCGAGAGCGAGUCGUCUGAUUCCCUUGAUUGUACAAGAGAAGUGCUGGCUUCCAAUCAGAUACCUGAUCUGUCUUCAUCCUUGGGGGCAUGUGGGGGAGUACUGCCCUUGGGUAAAUCAGAGAGUGCCACCCAGUUGAGUGCAGACAGAAUCACCUUCUCUAGGCACUUGUCUGCAUUGACGGAAGGCCAGCAUGGCAGAGACUCCAGUUCAUCCUUUGAUAGUCAGCUCAAUGCUGAUCAGAAAUUGUUCCUCUCCAAGGUUAACCAUCUCAUGGACUUGGUACAAAACCUGCACCACCCAUCCCCUGUCCGGAUGUCAGUGCCUUCUUCGAAUGUAGACAAAUGCAUGGCAGUUGCACAGAGAGAGGGGCAGAGUUUGCCCAGUGACAUGAAAGCAGUGUCAGCUCCUCCAACACAGAAGGACAGUGAACUACCCACAGCGUCAAGGAACCAACCUGUUGUGGAACUGAAGGUGACUGGCAAAUGCGAUUUCAAGCCCCGCAGACACACUGGGCGUAAGAAGUACAUCGACCCAGACAAGGUCAGCCACUUUCAAUACCUCAUCCUUCAGUCGCCCCUGGUCCUGUCAGACCCCGAGGACAGUGACAGUGACGAGAGCGACGUGGAGCUGAAUGAGUUUGGUGAAGUGAAGCAGGACUAUCCCCUGGGCCGGCUGCCUGACUACAUUGUGGCCCAGAUUUUCAGGAACCUGGGCACCCGGGACCUGGCCGCCCUCAAGUGCGCCUGCAAGGACUUCAAGUGGCUGAUUGAGAGGUUUGACAUCAAGGGCCUGGACUCCAGGUGGUCAGAGGAGCUGCUGUACCGAGAGGAUCCCUGCAUGCAGUGUGGCAAGAUCCGUGACCCCCGGGGCGACGUCUCGCUCUGCCGCUGGCACCCCAAGAUCUACUACAAGAACGGAGAGAUCGGGCGGCGCUACUGGACCUGCUGCUUCUCUGGGGAAGAGGACGCUCCAGGCUGCGAUAUUACCGUCCAUGACAACAGGUGGUCAGGGUCACACUCCCGAUUGUGCAAAGUUGCCCGAUCCUGGAGGCAGUAUUGGAGGAGUUACCCCAUGGAUAACUGAAUGCCUACUGAGAAGAAAUCAGCCUGUUGGUUUGAAAGCAUUAGGGCCAGUUGAAAAAGUAAAUCAGUUUCUCGUCCCACCAGCUGCUUCAUGUCACGCUUUUUGGCUUCCUUUUGCCAUGCAUUUUGAUUUUUUGGUUUAUGAUGAAUUUCAUGUUUGUGCAUUGUACAAUAGCUACAAUUGCAAAUUAGUAACUUGUUAAGAUAUGAUAAAAGGACAGAAAGCCCCCAAAUGGCUAUUUGGAUCAGUAAAAGAGUCAUCUUGGAAAAAUCUGCCACCCUGAUAAAAAAAACCGCUAGCUCCCUUUAAAAAACUGCUGGACGAGAAGCUCUUUUGUUUAACUUGGCCAAAUCUCUUCGUGGGUGCACCAUGGAAAGGUUUAAUAUUCACAUUACCCGUAAUAAUAAACCCAAAACCACUGGCAGUUUUCAACUGGAACGAGAAAAAGAAAAUAUGAGAGGGAAAAAAUGUUUUCUUAUUAAAAAGAUCUCGUCUUCAAAUUUUUCUCCAGGCAAAUCACAAUUUUUGUGAAAAUUUUGGUUAAACUUCAUUUUGCAGUUGAAAAGAUACAAAAUUUGGAAGUGAUAAACGAACCAGUUAUAUGCAUGUACAUGUAUACCUGUAACAUCAACUGUACAUAGUGCCACGGCACAUAGGAAGUUUAUGCUUACCAUCACCUCUUCAACUAGAAAAACUUCACACAGUUUCAACUUCAGGAUGUGUCUUCAGGCAACUGUUUACAGGAAGUAUAGUUUACAGGAAGUUAUAGGAAGUAUAAAUCUCUUCUGUAAACUUGAUUCAUUUCAUAAAAAGCCAUAAAAAGGAGUCUUCCAAUAAGCUUUUUGCAAAUUAUAUUUAUUAUGAUUAUUUUGCGAACAAAAUCUAAAUCUAGUACACUGACUUACAUGUAUCUGAGUGCAUAUAAACAAAAUUUAAUUCUCCAGACUAAAGACAUUAUCGCUAUACCUCGUGA